Molecule: messenger RNA, 1393 nt
Organism: Lobosporangium transversale
Lineage: Eukaryota; Fungi; Mortierellomycota; Mortierellomycetes; Mortierellales; Mortierellaceae
Exons: 3
Coding region: 165-1070 (301 amino acids)
Molecular function (GO): protein binding
Source: RefSeq, a predicted model, not a curated record
UAGAAACUCCAUCAUGUAUUUGGGUGGACUCACAGUAGAGGUAAAAUGGGAACCACAAGCAUACAUCACGGAGUACUCUUUAGGCACGGCUACAAACGAGGGUAGAUGGCUUACUUUUGUAAGACACGAAAGGUGAUCUUCCCACGCCUAGAGCAGAUCAUUGCAUGGCCUCUAGCGAAGAUGGACGUAUCGUCGUAAUAUUUGGAGGUAGAAUACCAGCUAAUAUGACUGCAACCCCUCCUACCAACUUUACGAGUACACUGUACGUCUUGAACGUUACUUCAUCCAUAUGGUCUCAGGAGAAGUCUGCACCGACACCAAGGCUCUAUACGGCCUGCAUCAUCAUUGGCAACCAAUUUAUCUCAUGGGGCGGCUACGAUGGCCUCAAUACCGUAUCUGCCACACCGAUGAUCUUUGACUUAACUAAGCGUCAGUGGACAAAGUCCUAUUCUCCACCAGACUACUAUGUAAAUGCAUCUCAUCCUUCCCCGAGGCAGCCCAAGUCGUCCCCCGCAGAGCCCUUCCUGCCCGUAUUGCCUUCACAAUCAGGGUCUGUAAAUAUGGUUGUCAUCCUUGGAGGCACAUUUGGUGCAUUGUUCGUAGUAGCUCUAGCGGGCAUCGUCUAUCUCUACAUGAAGAGGAAAUCCGAUCGACAACUGCAUGACUUAAAGACUCAGCAGGAACAAUCAAAAGAUGGAGCUCAAGCCUUUGCAAGCGGAAGUGAAAAACCAGACAUGAGCACAAACCCGAAUCAGCAGACCCCACCCCAUGCCUACGGCCGAAAUCCUCAUGCGGUAGUUCAAAAUAGUCAUAUCGUUGAGCGUCACCCUCAAGACGCUGUGGCUAUGGGUCUUGUACACGACUAUACACCUGUACAUGUACAUACUUUAAAUAAUCAGCACAGUCCUAUUCCCGUCAGACAUGACGCAACAACAAUACCCCCUUAUCCCCGCAUUACUACAGUGUCGGAGCCACCACGCCCGGAUACCAUCAUCAAUCAGCCAUAUACGCUACUACCACCGAUGGGGUUGCCGUCUCUGGACCUGCUCUUACAACAGCAGCAACAGUAAGCUACGUCCCAAAUGUGUUUAUUCCCACAGCCGCUAUAGCAAGCCCAGUCAUCUUUCAACCAAACUCUCAAUACAGCCAUUAUAGCCCAAACAAUCAAUACAGUAGCCAAUGGAAUGACUUCCCUACUAAUGAAAUGCAUGCAACUCAAAGAUCACCUAGUUCAUAUUUCUUAUCGUCUCAAGGAUCUUCUAGUCCGAGUCCAUCCAACGCUGCAUCCGACGUAACCAUCAUAUCUAACUCUUAGUAGGUGUACUUUUUGAUAGAAAGCAAUAAGUAGACUACAAAAAUAAAAUAAAAUAAACAAUAUUAUAAUUUAAGCAAC